CAAAACGAGUUGCUUUGACAAUCUAUUCAUCUCAGUGAUUAACCAAGAUGCCACUUAAAGUUGCAGGAAAGAAAGGCGAGAAGAAAGCCGGAAAGGCUAAGGCCGUCACUGAUGGAAAGAAGAAGAGGAGAGGAAAGAGAAAGGAAAGCUAUGCUAUCUACAUCUACAAGGUGUUGAAGCAAGUUCACCCUGACACUGGUAUCUCCAGCAAAGCCAUGGGCAUCAUGAACUCGUUCGUUAACGACAUCUUCGAGCGCAUCGCCACCGAAGCUUCCCGCCUUGCCCACUACAACAAGAAAUCGACCAUCAGCUCUCGCGAGAUCCAGACGGCCAUCAGGCUGCUUCUGCCCGGUGAACUGGCUAAACACGCCGUGAGUGAAGGAACCAAGGCAGUGACCAAGUACACCAGCAGCAAGUAAACUCACUUUGUGGGUUUCCCGCCAAAACCAACGGCUCCUUUAGGAGCCACCAAAUGUUAUGAAAGUCCAUGACCACUAAUAGUGCAUUAUUUAUUUCCAACUUAAAUGAUUCCUGCAUUAGCUGUCCCUCGUUUUUAAUGAAAAGAUUGAGCAGAUUUUCGCGCUCCAUCUAUGGUGUUUUCAUAUGUCGUUAAACUCAGGGUGACUGUUCUGAAACUUGGGGGGUGAAUUUAUGGAAGUUAUUCCUUUCACAGUUCGCUACAAUUUGGUCGGCAUUAUUAUUUUGAUAAAGAUAUCAUCUAGAGAAAGUCAUGGUCUCAGUUUAAAAUCUUACAAAUUCCCCAUUCCAAAUAUCAAGUGAAGCCGUUAAUUCCGUGGGUGACACGCGCGCCGAAAAAAAACACACCGUAGGGAAAUAUGCUGGAUCAGUUGUGAGGCACCGCACAGAAUGCAACUCCAGAGUUGUCGCGCGAAGAUAAGCGCUCUAGUUUCACUGUCAUUGUCAAAUUAGUGGAGGCAAUUUUUUAUAGUUUUCUGAUCGUAAUUUAAGCCUCGGGAUAUUUGAAGCAGUGGAACGAUGGAUGGGGUCACUUACACGCUCCAUGCUAGUUCUAACGGGCUUGCAUUGGGCUCGAUUUCCCCGAACACCCAAGAUAUAACCAAUUCUCCUCUCUGUCUUCAAUACAAAUGUUAUAAUUGUAGCUCUGAGAAUUUGGCGUUCAUUCAAACAAAAUGCCCUUGUUUAUAUAAUAUUUCUUUCUUCUCGUCACCUUUCUGGUUGAUAGCCGGUAGAUAGCUGGUAGAUUGGUAUUGUAAGGAAAAAUUACUGAUUAGUCACUCCCGCAUCUGAAAGGGUUUUAAAAAAUUAACAGUUGUAGUUGGACGAAAACAAAGAGAACAAGUUAAG
This is a messenger RNA of Stylophora pistillata, 1326 nucleotides long. Its product is annotated as histone H2B.1. Gene Ontology annotation, cellular component: nucleosome. Gene Ontology annotation, molecular function: protein heterodimerization activity; DNA binding; structural constituent of chromatin. The record is from RefSeq and is a predicted model, not a curated record. Lineage: Eukaryota; Metazoa; Cnidaria; Anthozoa; Scleractinia; Pocilloporidae.